GCCACCGUACCAGCCGGUACUCGAGUGCCGGUAUAUACCCGUCGUACGAGCACGUUUUCUUACGCGAGCUUGUGCACCUCGAAUGACGUUCAGCAUUCUUUCCCAGGGACGGGUCGUACUGAAGGUCGCUUUCUCAAAGGCUGAUCGGGCAUUGGACAUGUCCCGUGGCUAGCGACGCCACAAAUCGCUGUGGGAUCGAGAGAAUUCACGAGCGCCCUCGGUCUCAAGCAUGCCACAAUAUUUCGAGGGAAAUAUUCGUAAUGAUGACGUACUAUUGGGCAUUUCGAAAGCGCGAAGUAGGUUAAAGAAACCGAGUCGAGCCGAUCCUUCUCGGUUUGAUGCUCGCAGGUGUCCCGGCUCUUUGUCGUCGUCGCAAACAGUAUAUUCAGUGGCAUAUCCAUGCCCAUGCAUAGCCUUAUCCCCAUUGGGCCAAUGCAUCUCCAGGCAUGCUGCUUUUCCUCUUCGUUGUUCCACAUUCCUUCCGUCCAGCGUCGUUUGUGGUAAAUGCUCUGUGGGGUUUACUGCAGGCGGUCAGUUGAGUUGAUCGAUCGAACGCUGGCAGUCGCCCAUCCCAUCCAUGGGCCUUUCGGAGUCUGAAAGUCCUGUUGUGCCCCGUUCAAUCUUGCAGGGGCAGAAGCCCCAGCGCACAUAUGACAAGGACCUCUUCAGUUUUUUGCACUCGUCGGUGGGUUUAAGCAAGAAAGGCUGCCACAGUUCUCGAAAGCAAAAGCAGAUUGCAUUUCAGUUCAUCAGAAGUCCGCCUUCAGUUCUCGACGGGAUCCUGUUGGGCAUAUGAGGAGUUAUCAGGAUCGACGGUACAGGGGACUAAAAUCCAACAGAAGCACCUCCAGCCACGGAUCCAGCAUCUUUCUGGCAUGGUGUGAACAUGAAGUGGCGAACUAACGUCAGGGAUGUCGUAUAUAAUUUAAAAAACUUGCAGAGGCGUAUCCUCUCAUCUUUCCACUGGAUUGGUCCGAUCACAUCCAACUGUUUUCAUGCACAACGCUGAGUAAAAUGGGUAAUACGUGCACGACAUGCCCAACAUACAUACUUUGAAAAGGAGACUAUACGAAAGGUUGACGGUGACACUGAUGAGCGGUGAACAGGUGCAACUUCCAGAGAGAUGGUCUUGUCAAGACCCCCAACUUGGCAUUUGGACUUCAGCGAUUUGUCAACUUUGGGCAACUACUAAGGCCACCCGUCUGGACUUCCGUGAGUGCAAAAAUUGGAUGACUGCAAGGACAAAUCGAGCUCUGGCCAAAUUGCAGACAGAGAUUUAUGAAGUGCAUAAUAUACAUUCAUGGAAGUGCAAGUGCUCUCAUUAUUUUUCGAUUAGUACAAAUUACCUAUCUCCUAGUAUUCAAAGCUUCUUCUAAGCAUGUUAUUUUGGUUCAUUCCAUGUUCCAAAACGCUUGUAUCAGAAUAUAGGCUGACUAGAAUCUGCGUCCGUUGUAUGAAUAAGAUAUACAAGUUUUUAAAAUAAAUUCAUCGAUCACCGCACACGGCUGUACG
Molecule: messenger RNA, 1512 nt
Organism: Marchantia polymorpha subsp. ruderalis
Lineage: Eukaryota; Viridiplantae; Streptophyta; Marchantiopsida; Marchantiales; Marchantiaceae
Source: the annotation of a GenBank genome assembly